Messenger RNA from Fusarium keratoplasticum, 1998 nucleotides. Its product is annotated as HET domain-containing protein. Bases 1 to 1998 code for a protein of 665 amino acids. NCBI's taxonomy places the organism in Eukaryota, Fungi, Ascomycota, Sordariomycetes, Hypocreales, Nectriaceae. The transcript has 2 exons. The record is from RefSeq and is a predicted model, not a curated record.
AUGCUGUAUCAACAUAUCCCAUUGACGAGUAACUCGCAAACAAGGGUCUUGGUUCUCCAGCCUGCCCAAGACAAAUCAGAGGUUCUGGUUGGAUCAUUGAAGGUAUGUGACCUACAAAGGUCGUCGGGAUCUAUCAUCCCGUCUUCUCCAUUUGAGGCACUCUCCUAUGUCUGGGGUCCCCCAAGUUCGACGCACACACUCACACUUGGUACUGCGUCUCUACCUAUCACGGCCAACUGCGAUGGGGCACUAAGAGAACUGAGGUGGACCUCGAAAGAGCGCCAUCUUUGGAUCGACAGCAUUUGCAUCGACCAGACUGAUGGCGGCAUCCGGGAAAGGAACAUUCAAGUUGCUAUGAUGGGCGACAUUUAUGAAGCAGCUUCUGAUGUUCUGGUUUGGCUUGGCCCAAGCGACGAGAAGACGACGGCACUCUUACGACACUUUAAGCGGCUAUAUCUAAUUCGGGAUGACUUUUGGGAAGAUCUGAGACACAACCUGUGUUCUAAAUUCAUGAAUAAAUGUGAGGGCAAGUGGAAAACGUCGCAGAUGUGGGCUGUCCAAGAAAUCAUCGAAGGACUCCUUAGCAGAACUUGGUUUGAGAGAAUGUGGACUCUCCAAGAACUUCUCCUCGCAAAACACGCAACAAUCAUGUGUGGUACUCAGACCAUGUCGUGGGAUGCGCUCUGCCAGGCCCUCGAGCUCAUCGAGGCCUCGUUUCCCUUGUCGAGCAAGGGAACUCGGAACUUUGUCAACUGCUUCUACGCGUGCUCCGACUUUAAAGAGAUGCUAGAAGACAUUGAAAACAACGAGACUGAUGAUGGGGUUAAAGUGCUUUCGAGAAUGGUUCAUCAUUCAAGAAUCAGACAUGCCACAAACCCCAAGGACAAGAUCUUUGCACUCUACGGUCUCUCACAAAAACUGGGGAAACCCAUGCCGCAGCCGGACUAUACCCAAUCUAUUUCGGAGAUCUACACAAGGGCCACUGUUGCUAUUAUGCAGCAGGAUAACUCUCUCUGGCCACUAGAAAAUUUGUGGAGUGAGAACCGGCGAGACGAUCUUCCUUCGUGGGUGCCAGACUGGAGUGAGGACUCCCGAUGGUCCGAUGACCUCAAUCAGGACCUUGGACAUGUUCCAUUAGAUCAUGCGGAUCGUGAUAUUCCUUCUCACUGGGACGGGCCAACUGAACCAGCCGCAUCGAUCAGGAUAUCCUCCGACUAUAAACAACUUGUUCUCAGCGGCAGAACACUAGGAGUUGUUGAUCAUGUGGUUGGCGAUUCUAGUAGAGUGCAGGCUCAAACCGAAACCCUCGCUGCAACUCAUGGAACAGUCAAGUACGAACUGGCAAUACGGAAGCACGGAGCAGAGACGAUCAAGCUCUUCCGAAUGCUAUGCUGUAGUACCUCUGCGGGGGAUCAGUCUGAAGCUCAACUUUGUCAGUUGUUGCUCACAAACAGCCCAACGCAACCCGAAACAUCCUUCAUGUCAGGGCUUCGAGCUCUGAGAUGCGUAUUUGAGACAGAAGCAUCUGAGAAGAACCGACGGUACAUCUUUACUCGUGCGAGGAAUAAACUGAUGAGAGCUACAAAUGAGAUGAGCAGGCAUUCAGACGUUCUCUCCUACGUCGAGUCUGAUGUUGAUGCCGCCCUCGACGCCAUCUUUGCCGGAUCUGAUGUUGCCAGUCACGAGUCAUGGGUAGAGGGCGACUGCGAUAGAUCGCUGUUCAACUCUUUGAUGUCUGCUGCUAGCCUUUACCGCCUCAUAAGAGGCCUUUGGAUCAACAGGUCCAUCUUCACAACGGACUCAGGCCUUCUCGGGUAUGCCCAUGGACGAGCCUUGAAAGGCGACAGGGUGGUCAUGUUUGUUGGUGCUGAGGUUCCAAGUGUGAUCAGGCCUCGCGGGGGAGAGUUUAAAAUCCAGGGGCCUGCGGUUGUCAAGGCAAGAGGGAGCAUAAUGAAUGCUCUACAAGGCUCAUUGUUGAAGGAAUUUGUCCUACUCUAA